AGAGAUAGAAUAGAAUGUAAGAAACAUAAUUGUCAAAGACGUGUCCAAAACUUGGCUGGCACGAUCCAGAAUUCACAAGUCCAGUCGAACUUUCUAGACGAUCUUACAGAAUUCAUUCCCGGCUACAUAUAAAAAGGUCUCAUAAAAUAUUGCUUCCGGUGGAUUUACAGGAUCUUUUGAUUAAAGUCAAAGGCAAAUAAUAUCUUCAGUUUUGAAGACUUCCAGAUCGAAGACUUCUUGCUUGGCUGCUCCAUAUUCAUCUAAAGGUAUUUUGUUCAUGAUGUCAUUUGGAUUGUGCUUCUGACAGCCCUAUCAGUCAACUUGCAGUAUUUUUCACACUCCUGAAAUACGAAGAUCUAUUGAAGCGAUUAAGAUGGCAGAGGAAGGACAAAAGGUCCUAUUAAAUGUAUAUGACUUAAGCCAAGGACUAGCUCGCCAGAUGUCUGCUGCAUUCUUAGGAAAAACAAUCGAAGGCAUAUGGCACACUGGAGUAGUUGUUUAUGGUAAUGAGUAUUAUUUCGGAGGUGGGAUCCAACAAGCUCCUGUGGGUAGUACACCAUAUGGAACUCCAUUGAAAGUUGUAGACCUUGGAUCGACGCAUCUUCCGAAGGACGUUUUUGAAACAUAUUUGCAGGAGAUUAGCCCCCGCUACACUGCAGAAACCUACAGUUUGCUGACCCAUAACUGCAAUAAUUUCAGCAAUGAGGUUGUUCAGUUUUUAGUAGGCGCAACCAUUCCAGAAUAUAUCUUAAACCUUCCCAAUGACGUCAUGAGCAGCCCGAUGGGUGCUCUCAUGUUGCCAAUGAUCCAACAGAUGGAAUCCACAUUAAGAGCAGGUGCGGUUCCACAAGCACCCAUGUUUAAACCAUCAGCAGUUGCCGCUAGUGUCACCACCCCUUCUCAGCCAGAAAACGCUAGAAGCAAAAAGACUCUACCCGAAGACACAAAAAUGCAGGGUGUUGAUUCUGGGGUGCAAAAUGCUAAGAGAGAAGGUGCAGUGUCUCAUGCAGCAUCUGCCAGUGUUGCCGUGGAUCCACUUGGAGAUGCUAGGAGCAAGAUACAAGAUGAGAUUGCAAAAGAAUUUGCUGCAAUUAUGGCAACUGGGACGCUGCGUGCUAGUGAGGCUGCGGCUUUGGCAACUAAAAAAGUGAUGCAAAAAUAUGGACACACCAAUGCUGCACCCAGCUAAGAUACAAAAUUUAUUGAAAUUACUUUAAAUAGGACAAAAAACGUUCCUAUAUUUCAAAAUAGGACUAGUGUUUUUUUUCCAAAAUAGGACUAAUUACUGCUAUGUUUUGGUAGUACCAAACUUUAAACAUGGCGGUAUUUUCCAAACUUGUCGGUAAUUACUCCUAUUUUGGGAUUACAAACAUGACAGUCCUAUUUUGGAACAGUCAAAACUUUUUUACUCCUAUUUCAAGAAUUUCCCCAAAACUUAUCAUUAUUUUAGUGUGUAUUUCACAACUAUAACUAUAUUGCUGAUGGAUAUUCAAAUUGAUGGAUUUACCGAAAGCAGGAUUGGGUAUGUUAUUUGAAGGCAAUCACUUCAACACUAUUACCCCUCUUUAAAAAAUGUUGAAGUUCUCUUUUGUCGUUUA
Messenger RNA from Cuscuta epithymum, 1598 nucleotides. The record is from the annotation of a GenBank genome assembly. Lineage: Eukaryota; Viridiplantae; Streptophyta; Magnoliopsida; Solanales; Convolvulaceae.